CUCUCUCUCUCUCUCUCUCUCUCUCUCUUCCCCUUACCCAACUUCCCAAGAAUAGCUAGCAAGCCAAAGAUUUUGAAUAGGAAUCGCUCAACCAGCAAUGUACACAACUUACGAUUUCCGAGUUUUGUACUAAGACCCUAAAUUUACCGCUUUCUUCUCAUUUAUGAUUCACUAUACAUGAAAACGUGCAUUUUUCAACUGCUGGGUAACUCCUCCUUUCAAGCAUAACAGGAGAGAGAGCCCAUUUUUGACUCAACGAUACAUCUUCACCUAUAUUUUUUUUGAUCCGGCACAACUUUACCUUUUUUUCUCGUUUUAUACAUGCUUCUAUUGUGACCAUAGCAUUUGUGAGUUUCUUGUGGAAGAGUGGCGAAGAUGACCUUAGCUAGACAUGGCCUUUUGGUUAUGGCCAUUUUUUCUUUAUUCGUUUCUUCAACUAUUGCCGACGGAGACAAGUCAGUGGAAGUGAGUUAUGAUGGAAGAUCCUUAAUCAUCGAUGGAAAAAGAGAGCUUCUCUUCUCUGGCUCCAUCCAUUACCCUCGUAGCACCCCAGAAAUGUGGCCGGAACUGAUCUCAAAGGCCAAGCAUGGAGGUUUAAAUGUGAUCCAAACUUACGUUUUUUGGAACAUUCAUGAGCCUGUGCAAGGCAAGUACAAUUUUGAAGGGCGAUUUGACUUGGUGAAAUUCAUCAAGAUGAUUGGCAAGCACGGUAUGUAUGCAACUCUCAGGCUCGGACCAUUCAUCCAGGCUGAAUGGAACCACGGUGGACUUCCAUAUUGGUUAAGAGAGGUUCCAGACAUCAUUUUCCGUUCUUAUAAUGAACCGUUCAUGAAUCACAUGGAGAAAUUCAUCAAGUUGGUUAUCGAUAAGAUGAAAGAAGAGAAGUUAUUUGCACCGCAAGGAGGCCCUAUCGUCUUGGCUCAGAUCGAAAAUGAGUACAACACUGUCCAACUUGCAUAUAGAGAAUUGGGAGAUAAAUAUGUUCAGUGGGCAGGAAAUUUUGCUCUAGGUCUUCAAGUAGGAGUUCCGUGGGUCAUGUGCAAACAAAAGGACGCUCCUGGUGAAGUGAUCAACACGUGCAAUGGAAGGCACUGCGGAGAUACAUUUACGGGCCCCAACAAUCCCAACAAGCCUUCUCUGUGGACCGAGAACUGGACUGCUCAGUUUAGAGUAUUUGGAGACCCACCUUCUCAAAGAGCAGCAGAAGAUAUUGCAUUUUCAGUAGCACGAUGGUUCUCCAAGAAUGGGUCUCUAGUGAACUACUAUAUGUACCAUGGUGGGACGAACUUAGAUAGAACUGCUGCCUCAUUUGUGACAACUCGCUACUAUGAUGAAGCACCUCUCGAUGAAUAUGGUUUACUGAGGCAACCAAAAUAUGGUCACCUCAAGGACUUGCACAGGGCUCUAAGACUAACCAAGAAGGCUUUGCUUUGGGGCACACCUGGUGUCGAAAGAUUGAGUGAUGAUCUUGAGGCUCGGUUUUAUGAGCAACCCGAAACGAAACUCUGUGCUGCUUUCUUGACAAACAACGACACAAGAAAAGGACAGACUGUUAAGUUCAGGGGUCGAGAAUUCUACCUGCCUCCGCGUUCCAUUAGCGUCCUUCCUGAUUGCAAGACCGUGGUUUAUAACACUAUGACGGUUGUGUCACAACACAAUGCAAGGAAUUUUGUAAGAUCCAACACAGCAAACAAGAAAUUGAAAUGGCAUAUGAUAUCAGAAGCCAUUCCAACCCAACUUAAAGUAACAUCCAAGAUCCCAAUGGAGCUCUAUGGCUUGACCAAAGACGUCACUGACUAUGCUUGGUACACCACAGUCCUAGUACUGAAUCCGCGGGACUUGUCUGUGCGAAAAGAUAUUCUCCCAGUUUUAAGGGUUGCAAGUCUUGGCCAUGCAAUGGUUGCUUUUGUGAAUGGUCAAUUUGUAGGAUCGGCUCAUGGAAGCCAAAUUGAGAAGAGUUUUGUCCUACAGAAACCUGUGGAAUUGAAGCCUGGUGUUAAUACCAUUACACUCUUGGGCUCUCUAGUUGGACUACCUGAUAGCGGAGCCUAUAUGGAGCAUAGGUUUGCUGGGCCUCGAGGUGUAACAAUCUUGGGUUUGAACACUGGAACACUGGAUUUGGAUGCAAAUGGUUGGGGUCAUGAGGUUGGCUUGACUGGAGAGAAGGGUCAAUGGUACACUGAAGAAGGAUCAAAGAAGGUAACCUGGAAAGAAGUUCCACAAGGAGAAGGUCCUCCAGUCUCAUGGUACAAGGCUUCUUUUGAUGCCCCUGAAGGAAACGAGCCAGUUGCUGUCCGUAUGACUGGUAUGAAAAAGGGCAUGAUUUGGAUUAAUGGUCAGAGCAUUGGCCGUUACUGGAUGUCUUACGUCUCCCCUCUUGGUCAGCCAACACAAUCUGAGUACCACAUCCCGAGAUCUUAUAUGAAGCCAAAGGAUAACCUCAUAGUAGUACUGGAGGAGGAGCAGGCCAACCCUGAAAAGAUAGAGAUUCUACUUGUGAAUAGAGAUACAAUCUGUAGUUUCAUAACAGAGUAUCAUCCACCCAAUGUAAAAUCAUGGGAGAGGAAAGAUGACAAGUUUAAAACUGUAGUUGAUGAUGUGCGACCAUCAGCUCACCUCAAGUGUCCAAACCACAAGAAGAUUAUCGCAGUGGAGUUUUCAAGCUUCGGUGAUCCUUACGGCGCUUGUGGAGGGUUUAGUCUUGGAAAUUGCACAUCUCCUCUUUCCAAGCAGGUUGUCGAACAGCAUUGCUCUGGAAAAACUUCUUGUAGCAUUCCUAUUGAGAGAGAGCUCUUCGACAAGAAUAAUGAUGCUUGCCCAGAUAUUCAAAAGACACUCGCCAUCCAGGUGAAGUGCGGCUAGAUGAAUUAGAGAACAUCAGAUGUGUUAUAUAUUGUAAUCAUGAGUCUGAAUGAGGUAAAUGGAGCAUUAUGCUGGUUAAGGACCAAGCAAAAUACAGAAUUUUUGUCUCUACAAGACAUUCAAACUCAUGAUUUGUAUUCACCUUUUCUUUAUUCAAAUCUCUUAUUAAAAUUGAGAACGGAUUGUUUUGUCUCAGGUAGUUGUAGUUUCUUCAUAUAACUUUUUUUUACCGGCUAUGAAUCCUUUCGUUUCUUUUUC
This is a messenger RNA of Hevea brasiliensis (rubber tree), 3120 nucleotides long. RefSeq names its product beta-galactosidase 13. Gene Ontology annotation, molecular function: beta-galactosidase activity; carbohydrate binding. NCBI's taxonomy places the organism in Eukaryota, Viridiplantae, Streptophyta, Magnoliopsida, Malpighiales, Euphorbiaceae. The transcript has 19 exons. The record is from RefSeq and is a predicted model, not a curated record. Gene Ontology annotation, cellular component: vacuole; cell wall. Gene Ontology annotation, biological process: carbohydrate metabolic process. The coding region runs from base 376 to 2862 and encodes 828 amino acids.